AUGAUCGUCCCCUUUAUUCUGUCUGUCGUCGCGGGCGGCCUCUUUGUCUUUCUCGUCAGCUAUGGCUACCAGUUCCUUGCUUACCUUGGCCGCGGCCUGCGCAAUUCGUGGCCAACAAAGUACCAGCCCGCUGAGGACUCCAAGAACAACCACAUCCAGAUUAUCGUGCUGGGCGACAUUGGACGCAGCCCCCGCAUGCAGUACCACGCCAUCAGCAUCGCCAAGCACGGAAAGAAGGUGGACAUUAUUGCCCUGAAAGAAACUGCUCGCCAUCCUGAGCUCAUCGGCAACCCCAAUGCCACACUCUACCCUUUGGAUCCUCUCCCCGAGUGGCUUGCCUGGGGCAACUUGAGCUUCCUCGUUCAGAUUCCUGGCAAGGUCAUCCAGCAGAUCUGGACUCUGUUUGACACAAUGAUGUACCGUGCGCCUGCCGCUGAAUGGAUCAUUAUUCAGAACCCUCCAUCUAUUCCAACUUUCCAUGUAGCCCUGUUUGUCGCUUGGAUGCGCGGAAGCAAGGUCAUCAUCGACUGGCACAACUACGGCCACACCAUCCUCGCGCAAAAAGGCAAGCUCUACGCGCCUCUCGUCCCCCUCUACCGCUGGUAUGAGUUCUUCUUUGGACGCCGCCUCUGCAACGCCAAUAUUGCUGUCACUGAUGCCAUGGCCAAACAACUGAACGCCGGCAAAUUCAACCUUGGAAAACCCGUUCAUACCCUGCAUGACCGGCCCGCCGCCAUUUUUCAGCCCAUUACCUCGCUCAAGGAGCGAGAACAGGUCCUCAUGCGCAUCCCAGAGACGCAGUCUCAGGCCCAGGAUAUUCUCGACGCCAACGUCCGCUUGAUUGUCAGCAGUACCUCCUGGACCGCCGACGAAGAUUUUAGCAUCCUUCUCAGCGCCCUCGUCGCCUACGCGGGCAUUCGUGAGGUGGACGACAACAGCGAACCCGCCUCUCCCAUCCUAGUCAUCAUCACCGGCAAAGGACCCCAAAGAAAGAUGUACUUGGACAAGAUUAAGGAGCUCACCGACGGUGGGCAGCUUCCCGGUAUCAAAGUCGUAGCUGCCUGGCUGUCCAACCGUGAUUACGCUCAGCUCUUGGCGGCUGCUGACCUUGGUAUUUCCCUACACAAGUCUUCGUCUGGUGUGGAUCUGCCGAUGAAGGUUGUCGACAUGUUUGGUGCAGGCCUGCCUGUUGUAGCCUACUCCAAGUUUGAGAGCUUCAGCGAACUCGUCAAAGAGAGCAUCAAUGGAUGUGGUUUCGAGACUGCGUCGGAGCUAAACCUCCUCUUCAAGAGGCUAUUAGCCGGUGACGGUGCCGAGGAGCUCGCUACCCUAAAAAAAGGAGCGAUCAAAGAAGGUCUCCUACGUUGGGACGAAGAAUGGGAUCGGGUCGUUGCUCCCAUUCUCGGUCUGGAAAGUAAGGAGUAG
This is a messenger RNA of Cordyceps militaris CM01, 1425 nucleotides long. Its product is annotated as beta-1,4-mannosyltransferase, putative. Gene Ontology annotation, molecular function: mannosyltransferase activity. The transcript has 3 exons. Gene Ontology annotation, cellular component: endoplasmic reticulum. NCBI's taxonomy places the organism in Eukaryota, Fungi, Ascomycota, Sordariomycetes, Hypocreales, Cordycipitaceae. Bases 1 to 1425 code for a protein of 474 amino acids. The record is from RefSeq and is a predicted model, not a curated record.